GCGUUAGAUGUCGGUCAGGCCGACGUCGUACACCGGCCAUUUGGAGGGAGACGGGCCGGCUGCUGUUGUCGCUAACAGGCGCCGACCUUCUUUGUGGCCCCCCAAUUAAAGGGACUGCUCGGAGAACAGGGCACUGCAGGCCCUCGGGUGGGUGAGUUAUGAAGGCCCGGUCAGGGGCUUCAGUCGUCGGCCUUGUGGCUCACUGCAGCCGCUGAGACCGAGCGAGGCCUGCUAGGGACCCGAUCUCUAGUAGCGGCAGCGGCUGCUGCUACAGGGAGGGCUUUGGCCCCACAAUGGGCCUCGUUGUAUCCCUGACUCUCGCUUAGACAGGCCAUUUCUCUACACGGCUGAAUUGGUCAUCUGUCAAGCUACACUUGGUGGAUUUUCCUUCAGAAUUCUCUGCCCCCAUCACUUUGUCCCCCUUCCCCCGUAAUUGCAAAUGGAUUCUUCAAUCCACAUCCUUCAGCGGUUGUGAUUGCAGCAGUUGGGUGCCAUGGAGAAGAAGCGAAGAAAGAAAUGAUAGCCUUCUGAACGAGGCUGCAUUGUUAACAAUUGCCUCAAUAUCAUGAAAACAAAAGCAGCCUAUUUUGCAAACAUCUUUUGCAAAUUGCGCAUCAAUAUGAGAACCUUUAUAGCAAGGAAAAUGAACUGACCCUUGUGGACAUCACAAAACGAUCGGAUUUCUGGGCUUUUGGAAACUUAGGAUUCUGUGACCAUGCGAUUGGAGUGUACCUGGCUGCUGUUGGUUGUGGUAGUAUUGUGCAGUGGGGGACGACUUGGUACGGAGUUGCGGCACAAGAUUUGUCCAAAUUGUACCCAUCUGACUCUGAAGUUGGAAUACACUUCCACUAAUGUUGAACAUGAGUACAUUGUUGCUUUUAAGGGGUACUUCACUGCCACAGCCAGGAGUAAGUUUAUUUCUAGUGCAAUGAAAAAUACGGAUGUGGUGGAAUGGCGAAUAGUUCCUCGUGACAAUCCUGCCAGUGACUAUCCAAGUGACUUCGAGGUGGUACAAAUUAAAGAGAAACAACAGCACAUCGUUCUAACUCUAGAAGAUCAUCCACAUAUUAAACGAGUUACACCUCAAAGAAAAGUCAUCCGCUCCCUCAAAUUCACAGAGACAGACUCUGCUCCACCAUGCAAUGAUAGUCGAUGGACACAGAAGUGGCAGUCCUCAAGACCCCUGAGGAGAACCAGCCUCUCCCUGAGCUCUGGAUUCUGGCAUGCUACAGGCAGGCACUCAAGCCGACGUCUGUUGAGGGCUAUCCCACGGCAAGUAGCUCAGACUCUUCAGGCAGAUGUAUUAUGGCAGAUGGGACAUACAGGUGCCGGUGUAAAAGUAGCAGUGUUUGAUACAGGACUCAGUGAAAAACAUCCUCACUUCAAAAAUGUAAAGGAACGAACCAACUGGACCAAUGAGAAGACCUUAGAUGAUGGCUUGGGACAUGGGACAUUUGUUGCAGGGGUAAUCGCUAGCAUGCGGGAAUGUCAGGGAUUGGCACCAGAUGCAGAGCUACACAUUUUUAGAGUCUUCACUAACAAUCAGGUGUCUUAUACCUCUUGGUUCCUGGAUGCCUUUAAUUAUGCAAUUUUGAAGAAGAUAGAUGUUCUGAACCUCAGCAUAGGAGGGCCAGACUUCAUGGAUCAUCCUUUUGUUGAUAAGGUUUGGGAACUGACUGCUAAUAAAGUGAUCAUGGUCUCUGCAAUUGGUAAUGAUGGGCCUCUUUAUGGUACUCUCAAUAAUCCUGCUGACCAGAUGGAUGUAAUUGGUGUAGGUGGGAUUGAUUUUGAAGACAACAUGGCUCGAUUCUCCUCCAGAGGAAUGACCACUUGGGAGCUUCCUGGUGGUUAUGGCAGAAUGAAACCAGACAUUGUGACCUAUGGCUCUAGUGUGCGAGGCUCUGGUAUGCAAGGAGGUUGCCGUUCACUUUCGGGCACCAGUGUGGCAUCACCAGUGGUGGCUGGUGCAGUCACUCUGCUUGCAAGCACUGUACAACACCGUGAGAUGGUAAAUCCUGCCAGUAUGAAACAAGCAUUAAUAGCAUCUGCUCGCAGACUACCAGGGGUCAACAUGUUUGAACAGGGACAUGGCAAACUGGAUCUACUGAAGGCAUACCAAAUUCUCAAAAUCUAUAAGCCUCAAGCCAGCUUAAGUCCAAGCUACAUUGAUCUGACUGAAUGUCCGUACAUGUGGCCCUACUGUUCCCAGCCAAUCUAUUGUGGAGGGAUGCCAACUGUCAUCAAUGUAACCAUCUUAAAUGGUAUGGGGGUCACUGGUCGGAUUAUUGACAAGCCCAUAUGGCAGCCAUAUCUGCCCCAGAAUGGAGACCAUAUCGAAGUCGCUUUUUCCUAUUCUCAAGUCCUCUGGCCUUGGUCAGGAUUCUUAGCUAUAUCUAUAUCUGUCGCAAAGAAAGCUGCGUCAUGGGAAGGCAUUGCUCAGGGUCAUGUGAUGGUAACAGUUGCCUCACCAGCUGAAAAUGAUUCUAAUAAUGGCAAUGAAGUGACUUCAACUGUGAAGCUGCCAGUUAAGGUGAAAAUCAUUCCAACACCACCUCGCAGUAAGCGUGUCUUGUGGGAUCAGUACCAUAAUCUGCGUUACCCACCCGGUUACUUUCCAAGGGAUAAUCUCCGCAUGAAAAAUGACCCACUAGAUUGGAACGGUGACCAUAUACAUACCAACUUUAGAGAUAUGUACCAACAUUUGCGCAGCAUGGGAUACUUUGUGGAGGUGCUCGGAGCUCCCAUUACCUGCUUUGAUGCCAGUCAGUAUGGUACACUGCUAAUGGUAGACAGUGAAGAGGAAUACUUUCCUGAGGAAAUUACUAAACUGAGGCGGGAUGUUGAUAAUGGCCUUUCUGUCAUAGUCUUUAGUGAUUGGUACAACACAUCUGUAAUGAGAAAAGUGAAAUUCUAUGAUGAAAAUACAAGACAGUGGUGGAUGCCAGAUACUGGAGGAGCAAAUAUCCCAGCACUUAAUGAUUUGUUGUCAGUGUGGGGCAUGGCUUUUGGUGAUGGCUUGUAUGAAGGGGAUUUCAGUAUGGCAAAUCAUGACAUGUAUUAUGCUUCAGGAAGUAGUAUUGCUAAAUUUCCAGAGGAUGGACUUGUUCUUGCUCAAACUCUAAAGGAUCAAGGACUCGAAGUCUUAAAACAAGAAACGGUUGUGGUUAAAAAUGUCCCCAUCCUUGGAUUGUACCAGACUCCAUCAGAUGGUGGGGGGCGGAUUGUCUUGUAUGGAGAUUCUAAUUGCCUUGAUGAUAGUCACAGGCAGAAAGACUGCUUCUGGUUGCUUGAUGCUCUUCUGCAAUACACUUCAUAUGGAGUUAUGCCCCCAAGCUUAAGCCACUCUGAAAAUAGACUGCAGCCUCUCUCUGGGAUUGAUCAUCCACUGCCUGAGCGGAUGGAAGGCAAUCAUUUGUAUCGAUUCUCCAAGGUUCUUGAACCACAUCUUGCAGAUCCGAAGCCACGUCCUCUGCCAGCAUGUCCUCAUUUAUCCUGGGCCAAACCUCAACCUCUGAAUGAAACGGCACCCAGUAACCUUUGGAAACAUCAGAAAUUGUUGUCUAUUGACUUAGACAAAGUAGUUCUGCCAAAUUUUAAGCAAAACCGCCCCCAAGUGCGACCUUUAUCACCUGGUGAAAGUGGGGCGUGGGACAUUCCUGGAGGUAUAAUGCCAGGCCGAUAUAACCAGGAUGUGGGACAGACAAUUCCAGUCUUUGCUUUCCUUGGUGCUAUGGUGGUUCUGGCAUUCUUUGUGGUUCAAAUAAAGUCAAAGAGCAAGCCAAAGAGACGGAAACCACGGGUCAAACGUCCUCUACUACUUCAGCAGAUGCACCAGCCAAAGACUCCCUCUGUGUAAUUGUACAAUGGACACCAGCUAAUCAAGAUCCAUCCAGGGAACAGAAUUCUGCAGUCAGCAGCUCUUGAAAGGCAUAGUGCUUCAUUUAAGACAAAAACUACACAAGGCACUUGAUUGGUCUGUUGCCAUUUUUAAACACCCGGAGACUGUGUGAUUUUACCAAGUUGAGGAUAUCUUUUCACAGCAAUCAUAACUACCAAAAACAUUGUGUUUGGUUGCUCUAUAUUUAUAUUUCUCUAAGAGCAGAAUUGUAAACAGAUCAGUCUGUACAGACAUUGGGAUCUCUUUCUUCAGUUCUUGGUUUUAUUUUGUCAUCAUGUCAAGCAGUUGUUUUGUUACAAGGACAUUUAUUGACGUAAAAUGUAUUUUGUAACAUGAAUCUGCAACCUUGCCAUGCUUAAGAAUGAAUUGCUGAUUUUUUUGGAUAUUGUGCACAGUGGCACUAGACAGGAAUAAUGGAUUGAGGAAACUGUACCAAUGGGCUCUGUGCUUGAAAUGACUUAUUUUUAUAAAAUGGAAACUACCAUAAUUCACUGUAAAUAUUUAAAAUGGCAGUUUGCAAUCUAUUUUCACCAUUGUCGGUGGAAUAAAUUUACAAGUAUCUGCAAGUUAUAUACUGUCUGAAAAGUUGAUUAAGUUCUUGCUCUUUCUCAUUGUACAGAAGUAUGGUGCACUGUAAUAUGUCUAGCAGUAUGAUGCUUGGAACUUCUAAGCAUCCUUUUGCACAGUGUUUUUGAGUGAAUUAUCAUGGCAGUAUGAUCAUUUACUAUCUUUAGAUUGUCCAAACAAAGCUUGUGUCUACAUAAUUUUGGUUUGUGAAUGGGUAGACUUUAUUUGAUCCUACAAUGCAUUGCACCCUCUGAUUAGCAGGCCCUGAGUCAUAAAGCAAAUCUCAUUGGACUUGGUGAUUGCAUAUCUUCACAUCUCUGCUACCCUUGGGCCCACUUUCUGUGAAGUUAUUGAACAGUUCUGGGGAUUGGUGGUUUUAGCUUUUUCUUGUAGCGUGAUGCCACAAUGAUUAGUUUCAUUAUUUAAAUAUAGUAGAAGCAGUAACUUGGAGACAUGACAUGAGGCUGAAGGAAGGAUUUAUGGAGAAAUUAAGGUAGCGAUUGGAUAGAAUCAAAUUCAUUAAUAUCACUGACAUUUGUCAUAAAACUUGUUUUGCAGCACAGUACAUAAGAAAUGACAAAUGUUACAAUAAUUCAUAAUGCGAAAGAGGAAUACUGAGGUAGUGUUCAUGGACCGUUCAGAAAUCUGAUGGUGAAGGAGGGGGUAGAAGCAAUUCCAAAAACAUUGUGUGUGUGUGUCUUCAGGCUCCUGUACCUCCUCCCUAAUGAGAAGAGGGCAUGUCCCAAAUGGUGAAGGUCCUUAAUGAUGGAUGCUGUCUUCUUGAAGGUGCCCUCAAUGGUAGGGAGAGUUGUGCCUGUGAUGGAGCUGGCUAAAUUUACAACACUCUGCAAGCACUUUUGAUCCUGAGCAUUGAAGCCUCCAUGUCAAAUGGUGAUGCAACUGGUCAGAAGUACUCCCCACCAUUCAUCUGUGUUUUUUUUAACAACUGUUGUUUUCCAGGAGGAAAUCCUAUCCUACCUGUCAACAGACAAGAGAAAAUCUGCAGGUGCUGGAAAUCCAAGCAACACACAUAAA
This is a messenger RNA of Mobula hypostoma (lesser devil ray), 5500 nucleotides long. RefSeq names its product membrane-bound transcription factor peptidase, site 1 (gene mbtps1). Gene Ontology annotation, molecular function: serine-type endopeptidase activity. The transcript has 23 exons. NCBI's taxonomy places the organism in Eukaryota, Metazoa, Chordata, Chondrichthyes, Myliobatiformes, Myliobatidae. The coding region runs from base 716 to 3856 and encodes 1046 amino acids. Gene Ontology annotation, cellular component: Golgi apparatus. The record is from RefSeq and is a predicted model, not a curated record. Gene Ontology annotation, biological process: proteolysis.